GCAGGCGAUGUCGCCGGAGCAGGGGAGGACGACGAAGCGCUGGUCAAUGGAGGCGGUGUCGAAGCUGUAGAUGGACGACAUCCGCUUCUGGAACGAAACGGAAGGGAACGCCACAGUGAAGUUGAUACAGGAAGCGCGCCUGUAUCUUGUGGCGGUGGCGCGUGGAUUGCAGCCUCCAGCCAUUCGUCGAAGCAUCGUCUUGCCUCAUUCCACCAUCCCAGAGCAGAAAACCGAGGAUGAAAUGGAGUUGAACGUGGCGAAGGAGAGGGCGUUCAAUGUGCAGACCAUCGCUUUGCGGGUGAUCCACGGGUGGAUCUUCAAGUCGACGAGCAGGCAAUGGGGGUACCACGCAGCAUGCGGGUACGCAUUGAACCACGAGGCCGCUGACAUCGCUCGCGCCAUGUGGAUGCGGGAGGACUCGCGUAUAUGUGUGAGCCCCAUGGUGUUCCACAUUACACUAGACAUGGAUAUGAAGUUGCCACUAUGGUUCGUCGGCGCCGACAUCGAAGACAGGCACGAGAAUGACGACUUGGUGGCGUACCAGGAAGCGAGCAUUCAACGACUGGUUGGGGCUUUCACGAGCGCCGUGAGCAUGGCAGAGGGGAUCAAUGGCGGACGGGUGUCGCACGAAAGGUUGCAGAGCGUUGCUGACGCGAUGAGGACAAUGCUCGCGGCGACCAUGUGGCUCAUGUGGAUGAGCAGGGACGAUCAUCUCGCACAUUACGACGCGUGGGUUUUCGUCCAACUGACAACGAAGCCAACGCUCGCCGCAUCCAUGCAUCACACAUUCGACGCUCGUCGCCAUAUUGUGCAAGCUGCGGCCAUCAUCACAGACAAGUUGGCGAGACCCCCCCUUGACUUUGGUAGCCCCUCCAUUGUACAUCCCCGACUGGACGUCUUGCGGCGGGAGGUUCUCACAUGACGCCACCUUGUCUUCCCCCAUGGAGGCCAAAAAGCUGGAUUGGCUGGGCACGGGCCCCCUAAAAGAG
Molecule: messenger RNA, 989 nt
Organism: Chara braunii
Lineage: Eukaryota; Viridiplantae; Streptophyta; Charophyceae; Charales; Characeae
Source: the annotation of a GenBank genome assembly